This is a messenger RNA of Copidosoma floridanum, 1145 nucleotides long. RefSeq lists its product as uncharacterized. NCBI's taxonomy places the organism in Eukaryota, Metazoa, Arthropoda, Insecta, Hymenoptera, Encyrtidae. The record is from RefSeq and is a predicted model, not a curated record.
CCAUCGCACAGCCGUGUCGUGGAGUAGAAGUUACGGAAAAAGUCCGCGAUGAAUGUCAAAUUAAAAGGUUGACUAAUCGAAAUUAACAAUGUCAUUAACACAAGUAGCUAAACGUCCUAACUACUUUUUGUUUAACUACAUGCAUCAAAUUUCUAUAGUAUAUUUUUAUUAUACAAAACACUUUGAAAUAAAAUUUAAUUAGAUAUUCUGAACCAUUUUGGUAUAACUAACAGUUUUAAUUCCUCUAAGUGAUAUAAACAGUCGGUGCUUGUAAUAAUGGCUUCAAACUGUGGAACCAAAAAACAAAAAACAAACAAUUCAAUAGUUUUGCCAGAAAUGGGAUUUUUUUGUUUUGAUGUUUUGUAUAGUCAAUUACAUCAACUAGAACCUCCUAAAUCACCAAAUUUUAGUAAUGAUGCUUUCCCAUUAUUUGUUACGUGGAAAAUUGGAAAAGACAUGAGACUACGUGGUUGUAUUGGAACAUUUAACGCCAUGCAUUUACAUACUGGAUUGCAAGAAUAUGCCACAACCAGUGCCUUUAAAGAUACAAGAUUUAAUCCGAUCACAAAAGAUGAACUUCCUCGAUUACACGUGAGUGUUUCAAUUUUGCAACACUUUGAAGAUGGCUCUGAUUAUCUUGAUUGGACUAUUGGUGUUCAUGGAAUUAGAAUUGAAUUCCAUAACGAAAAGGGUAAUAAAAAAACCGCAACUUACUUGCCCAGCGUUGCUGCAGAACAAGGUUGGGAUCAAAUACAGACAAUUGAUUCAUUACUUCACAAAGGGGGUUAUAGAGGUCUAAUAACACCCGUUAUUAGACGUAGCUUAAAGCUGACAAGAUAUCAAAGUGAAGAAGUAACUGUUAGUUAUCACGAUUAUAUAACUAAGUGGUGUAAUCGACAAUGUUAAAAGCAAUCAAAAUUUACUGUAUAAGGAAAUUACUCCAACAAAACAACAUGUAUACAAAACUUGUUGGGAGUCAUGAAUUCAUCCAAUUCGUCUUAGAGACGAUCAUAAGGAAAGUGUUACUCAAAAAUAGACUGCAUGAAGGGAGCGAUAGCGAUUGACAGGUGAAUACAUUAUCUCACCACCAAAAAGUAGAUUUUUACUCACAGAGGCGAAGGAAGAAGAGUAAUAAAAAAAUUUAU